AUGGCAUUUUCACUCAUCAUGUAUUUCUACUUUUUCUUUCUUUCUCCCUCCCUUUCUUCUUCUCUCAACCCCCCAUUUUGUAAUCCUCAUGACUCCUCCAUGCUUCUCCAAUUCAAAAACUCUUUCUCUGUUGAUCAGUCUGCUUCAAUAGGGUGUGAUGAGUUUUAUGAUGACUACCCCAUUACCCCUCUGUUUAAGAACUCAUCUUACCCAAAGACAGCUUCAUGGGGAAAUGAUUCAAAUUGUUGCUUGUGGGAUGGGAUUACGUGCGACUCCAUAUCAGGCCAUGUGAUUGGCCUUGAUCUUAGUUGCAGUUGGCUUCAAGGUCAACUCCAUCCAAACAAUAGCCUCUUCCAACUUUCUCAUCUCCAAACACUCAACUUGGCUUACAACAAUUUUAGUGGGUCUUUGAUAUCAUCUCAAUUUGGUGAUCUUUCCACUCUCACGCAUCUAAACUUAAGCGAUUCUGGUUUUGUUGGUGAAAUUCCUCCUCAAAUUGCGGAAUUGUCUAAAUUGGUCUCUCUUGAUUUGUCAUGGUUAGGUUUAAGACUAGAACCAUCCACAUGGGAGAAGCUCGUUCUAAACAUGACUGGUCUACAAGAACUUGUUUUAGAUUCCAUGAAUCUGUCUUCCAUUGCACCAAACUCCCUGUCUUUGCUCAUGAAUUUGUCAUCCUCAUUGGUCUCUCUUAGACUUUCUAAUACUGAGUUGCAGGGGAAUAUUAGAAGUGACAUUCUCGGCUUAGAAAGCCUUCAACAACUUGAUUUGUCACGUAACAUUAAUCUCAAUGGUCAACUUCCAAAGUCCAAUUGGAGCUCUCCCUUAUCACUUUUGGAUCUCAGUGGCAUAACUUUCUUAGGAAAAGUACUGCCUGAUUCUAUUGGCCACUUGAAAUAUCUAAAUCAUUUGAAUCUAUACAACUGUCAUUUUGAAGGGCGGAUUCCUCUUGGUUUGACCAAUCUCACUCAACUGACUUAUUUGAACCUUGCUUCAAACAAGUUUGGUGGUGAGAUCUCAUUCCUUUCAAACCUAGAACACCUCACAUGGUUAAGCCUUUCUGAAAAUAAUUUUUUUGGUGAAAUCCAGUCUGAAAUCUCGCAACUGUCUAAAUUGGUCUCACUUGACUUAUCUUUCAAUUUUGACAUGACGAAGAGUUCAUCACUAAGACUUGAACCCUGUACCUGGGAAAAGCUUAUUCUAAACACAACUGAUUUAAGAAGGCUUGAUUUAGAUUAUGUGAACAUGUCCUCUGUUACACCAAACUCCUUGUCUUUACUUAGGAAUUUGUCAUCCUCUUUGGUCUAUCUUUCACUUUGGAACACUUCUUUGCGAGGUAAUAUGACAGAUGCUGUUUUCUGUUUGGAAAAUCUUAAAGUUCUAUAUUUGGGAGGGAAUAGAAAUAUUCAGGUUCAACUUCCAAAGCUUAACUGGAGCUCUCCUUUAGUGAUGCUGAGUCUACAUGACACACCUUUCUCUGGAGAAGUACCAGAUUCCAUAGGCCAUUUGAAGUCUCUUGAGGACUUAGAUCUUUCAUAUUGCCAAUUUGAAGGGCCUAUUCCUCCAAGCUUCAAGAAUCUCACUCAACUGAGAAGUUUAGACCUUUCCUCCAACAAAUUUAGUAGUGGGUUCUCAUCCCUUUCAACACUCGUAAAUCUCAGUUACUUAACUCUUUCCAAUAAUAGUUUUAGUGGUCAAAUCCCAUCAUCACUUUCAAACCUUGAACAUCUCUACCACUUAGAUCUUUCGAUGAAUAAUUUUAGUGAUGAAAUACCAGAUGUGUUUGGAAAGCUUCGGGAAUUACAAUAUCUGGCACUUAAUAAUAAUAAUUUCAGUGGUCAAGUCCCUUCAUCCCUUUUAAAUACAAGUGUCACAUUUCUUGAUCUUAGCUUCAACAUGUUGCACGGAAGCCUCCCCAAUCCAUUCUUUGGAGCAAAUUAUUUUUCAGUCUCAAACAAUAAAUUUAGUGGGAAUAUCUCCUUUCUCUUUUGCAAUGCAAGCUCACUUGAGAUACUCAACUUGUCUCAUAAUAACCUAUCAGGACCUAUCCCACAAUGUCUUGUUGGCCUUCCCAAUCUCUCAGUUCUAGAUCUACAAAUGAAUGAUUUUUUUGGAACUUUACCAAACAAUUUUUCAAAGAAUAGUGCCUUGCAAACUUUGCAUUUCAAUAGCAAUCGACUUAGGGGAUCGUUACCUCCAUCUUUGGCUCGUUGUACUCGGGUAGAAAUUUUUGAUGUUGGACAUAAUGAGAUCAAGGAUACCUUUCCUGGUUGGCUUGAUGAUUUGCCAGAGUUACAAGUGCUUGUUUUAAGAGAGAAUAAGUUUUACGGGGCUAUUUCUAGUUCCAAGACCAAGCAUCCAUUUCCGAAGUUAAGGAUCUUUGACAUUUCCAGCAACCAUUUUUAUGGAUAUUUGCCAGCAACGUACAUCAAGCAGUUCAAAGGAAUGAUGAAAACAGAUAAUGUUGAAGCUCGAUCACAAUAUAUGGGAAGUAAAAAUUAUUCAGGAUAUAAGGAUUCAGUGAUGAUCACGUGGAAAGGUUAUACCAGAGAGCUGACAAGGAUAUUGACAAUAUUCACCACUGUCGACUUGUCAAAUAAUAGAUUUGAUGGGGAGAUUCCAAAAGCUAUUGGAGAGCUACAUGCACUAAUAGGGCUUAAUCUUUCACAUAAUAGAAUCUCUAGUUCUAUUCCAAAAUCAAUUGGAAAAUUGACUAGUCUAGAAUGGUUGGAUCUAUCAUGCAACAAGCUUAAGGGUGAGAUUCCCAAGACAUUGACGAAUCUCAACUUUCUUGCUAUUCUGAACCUUUCACAAAAUCAACUCGAGGGGAUGAUACCAACAGGUGAGCAGUUUGAUACAUUCCAAAGAGAUUCAUAUGAGGGGAAUUCAGCAUUGUGUGGUGUUCCAUUAUCAAAAUCUUGCAAUAAGGAUGAAGGAGAAUUACCAACACAAAUCUUUGAUACUAAUGAGAAAUUUGGAUUUGGCUGGAAACCAGUAGCUUGGGGAUAUGGAUGUGGAAUGGUAUUUGGAAUCCUCAUGGGGUAUGUUAUGUUCUCAACUGGGAAACCCCAAUGGCUUGUAAGGACUUUUGGAGGUCAAUCCAAGAAACAGGCCAAAAGGAUGAGAAAUAGAGGUCGUGCAAAUUGAAGAAUGAAUUACCUAAGAAUGUGGCCUUGUAAUUUGUUACGAGUUGUUGGUUUUUAUGUUUCUUAUUUUCUUUGUUUGUAUCUUGUUUGUUGAGAGUGUAUCAUCUGCUGCUUUAAAUGUAAUAGCCCGUUAUUCUAUUUAUGUAAUUUUAAGUGAUUUGUGAUCACUGUUUUGUCUUGUGUUUGUUGAAGGUCAAUGAAAUACAUGCAAGUUUGAGACC
This is a messenger RNA of Neltuma alba, 3364 nucleotides long. Its product is annotated as receptor-like protein Cf-9. NCBI's taxonomy places the organism in Eukaryota, Viridiplantae, Streptophyta, Magnoliopsida, Fabales, Fabaceae. The record is from RefSeq and is a predicted model, not a curated record. The transcript has 2 exons. Bases 1 to 3144 code for a protein of 1047 amino acids. Gene Ontology annotation, molecular function: protein binding.